Messenger RNA from Striga hermonthica, 870 nucleotides. The record is from the annotation of a GenBank genome assembly. Lineage: Eukaryota; Viridiplantae; Streptophyta; Magnoliopsida; Lamiales; Orobanchaceae.
AUGGCGGAAGAUUCACCGACAGGAGGUCCACCAUCUGGUCCAUCUCCAUCGACGAAUGAUGAAUCUGUUGCAAGUCAGACUCAGACCUCAAAAUUAAAGAGAAGCCGUCCAGGGAGUUCAAGUGAGGCAACUGCUGCUACUGUUGGUCCUGGGAUUGCAGGGGACGAUGGUACUUCGAUAAGGUCCAUAGUUUGGCAACACUUCGAACAGUUGGUAGUCGACGACAUAUCCAGAGCCAAAUGCAAACAUUGCAAAAUACUGUACAGAUAUGAUACUCGAAGAAAUGGUACGUCUUCACUUCUUCACCAUAUGUCUGUUUGUAAGGCUAAUCCGGAUGUGACCGAGAAAAAACAUUCGAAAUUGGUUUUGCAUUUAAUGGCUGAGGAUGGUGAAAUGGCAGGGGGUUUAAUUAGUUGGAAAUUUGAUCAAGAAGCCAUUAGGUCACAACUAGCUAGAAUGAUCAUUGUUGAUGAGCUUCCAUUUUGGUUUGCGGGUGGUGAUGGAUUCAAAAACUUCAUGUCGGUCGCACUACCUAGGCACAAGAUAGAGAGUGGAGAAGUAGAAAGUAAGUGUGACUUGAAUGUUUACUUGAAAGAGAGUGUUCUUGUUGUCGAGAAAGAUGAUUUUGACAUUUUGAUGUGGUGGAAACUCAACCAAAGUAGAUUUCCCAUCCUCUCUUGUUUUGCACGGGAUGUAUUGGCGAUUCCCGUCUUUACCGUGGCAUCGAAGUCCGCUUUUAGCACCGACGGUCGUGUUCUUGAUGAUUAUAGGAGUUCUUUAACUCCUAAAGUUGUGGAGGCUCUUAUAUGUGCUCAAGAUUGGUUGAGAAAAAAGAAGUCCAAGUGGACCAAGUCCCUUGAAAGAGCCUAG